AUGCAGGCUUCAAAACACUGGCUGGAUUAUAGUGAGGCAUUCAACUCCCUGUCGCCUAGAGACAUUGAAACAACGGCGUUUUGCAAUUGGGAUAACAUGUCGUGGUCAGAUACAACGCAGGCUUCACGACUCAGUCAUGUUGCCGCUCCAGAUGACUUCGGCUGGCUACACUCUACCGAGAGCCUUGAUCCGCUACCGUCCGAUGUCGAUGAGAAUAAUGGCAAGCUUCAAGUUGGUCAACACCUACUAGCCAACCCCGCUUCUCAAAUCUCGGCACAAAGCCAUUUCACUCAACAACAAAGUGCCUCUUACCAGUGCGAACUCUCCGGUUUUGACGGCACAGUUUCAAAUUUCUUAGCCGAAGUCGAGUUCAGGGAGGAGGGCCGAAGUACGGGCUCCAGGUCCAGAGCAGUCAGCCAUCUCGACGGUAUCACCCGCACCACAAGCCCAAAUUACUCGAUAUCACCCUGGAGCCUCACACAGGGCGCACUAUCCCCCUUUUCGAUUGAUCAGAGCCUCUCAAAUUCAUUUCAUAGGCACUUAACCUCCUCAAACUUGGUCAAGAUCUACCAUGAUGUGCUUGAGCACCACCUUUCGUGCUGGCUGGUCGAGAUGACUUGUCCGUAUCGACAGAGCCUCGACUCAGCGAGCGUUGCUGCGCUUGCGCCAGAGUGGAAGACAUCGUGGACAAAUAGAAUUCUACAGCGUACCGUCAGACUCGAUAACAUCGCAAACUCGUACAAAGUGCUGGACAUGACACCUUCUGAGCAGAAAGCAGCUUCAAACGCCCUGAAGCUUGCGGUGCUAGCAUUUGCUACACAAUGGGCCCAGGGUAGCGCAAGAGCUAGGAGGAGACACUCAGAUUCAUCCCAGAGAGGUGCCUUGGGCAGUUCGGAAGACGAGUUUGAUCGGACACUGCAACGAUAUUUCUGGACUAACGCUCAUCGUGCAUUACAAGAUGUUACAGAACUUGACUCGUACCAGGUUGCGUGCGCAGAAAUUAUCUUUAGCAUGGCGCAGAGGCCUUGGGAAAAUGCACAACAGGCUGAACCCGAGACAGAAACACAGUCUUGGCCAUCCAUCCGAUCUCAAGUUCAGCAUAUAAUUCACAGGGAUGGCCCGCCCACUUACGCAGAGCGGGCAGCUAGGAGGAUGCAUGCUUUGAAGGCUAAGUGUGACUCGAUAAAUAAAGGCUUCCGAUCCAAGGAUAAGCAAUUGAAUCACGGCAUUACAGCCAUGGCUCGCGAGGACAGAGAUACAAUAGGCCUGCUCUACUGGCUCGCCAUCAUGUUUGACACAGUUGCUGCGGCAAUGUACGAACGGCCCAUUGUCGUAGUUGAUGAGGAGUGUCGAUAUGAUGUUCAAAGGGGUGUUGAGUCAUGCAAUGGUGCCACAGGUUCCUACAGAUGGAACUAUGAAGUCUUCCUGCGGACAGACAGCGAAAUCUGCCACAGGACCCAAUGGCCAUGCUCAUACGAGGAGGCCGCCAAAGACAUCAUGACAUCAGGUCCCGUCAAAGUUCUCCUGUUUCGACAUGUGUCAUAUCUACAAAGCGCCUUACGGCAGUCAGCCCCAGGCCGUCAAUUGGAGGACAUGAUCUUUAACGCAGCCCUGAUCUAUGAUUACUGGAACAGGAGACAUGGAGUGUUCUUCAAGGAAAUGGUUCAGGACUUCCCAAACGUGCCUCAGCGCAUCCGGGAUGUCAUCGAAUUCAUUGAUGACAACGAUUUGGGCUUGGAAGAUGCAAAGAACAAGCGUCUGGCUGCGGGAAUGGUGGCUCGAAUGAGGGAGAACAGCACUUUGGAGCUUGCUGGGCUGGGGAAUGUGGCCACAAUCCCCAGCUACGUUGACGCACCACCUGAGUCGCCCGAGUUUCACCCUGCAUUGAACGAUGGCACUAUUCUCACUGAGCCAUGGACAAUGAUCCUCAUUAGAGCCUUCUCAAAGGCUAGUAUCCUGUCCCUAGAGGAGGCUGAGAACAUGCGAGAUGCUAGAGGCACGUCCACGUUCGUCGUUGGGUUCAAAAACAAACUGCAGGAGGCUGAAAGCUGCAUCAAGGCAUUAUGUUUGUUGGGGAAGAAGUCCGAUAUGGCUGGAGACCUUGCUGAGGCGCUGCAGCAUGCCAUGAUCAAUGUGCGUACCGGGUUUAUUAGACAUAUGAUGUAA
Messenger RNA from Fusarium subglutinans, 2166 nucleotides. RefSeq lists its product as uncharacterized. The record is from RefSeq and is a predicted model, not a curated record. The transcript is spliced from 2 exons. NCBI's taxonomy places the organism in Eukaryota, Fungi, Ascomycota, Sordariomycetes, Hypocreales, Nectriaceae. Bases 1 to 2166 code for a protein of 721 amino acids.